GCUCUGUUGCACCUGCGCAGAAGAGUGCGUUAAGAUGGAGGUCACUGGAGUCGACGGCUUUGCUGCGACGGUGAUGUUUCUCUGGGAUGAAAUACAUAAAACCUUUAUUUUCAGAGAUUCCAUGGGAUUGUAGUAGGUACUACUCUGCAAUGUCUCUAACAGAAAUCCGAAGUGAGCACGGAUUCGAUGGAAGAGAAUAUGAGAGAUUUCUGCAAGCCAACAACAGAGAAUUCAACGCUCUUUUUGGAUAUCCAAACAAUGCCAUCAAGACCUCAAAAUAUACUAUUUUGAACUUCCUGCCCCUGAACCUAUUUGAACAGUUCCAGAGACUUGCAAAUGCCUAUUUCCUGGUAUUGCUAAUUCUACAGUUGAUUCCCCAGAUCUCCUCCUUGGCAUGGUACACCACUGUGGUACCUCUGGUGGUGGUGCUGUCCAUAACAGGAGUGAAGGACGCCAUCGACGACUUGAAAAGGCACCAAAGUGACAAUCAAGUUAACAACUGUUCUGUUCUGCUGCUGGCAGAUGGCAGGGUGAAGGAGGACAAAUGGAUGAAUGUCCAAGUGGGAGAUAUAAUAAAACUAAAAAAUGACCAGGCUGUCCCUGCAGAUCUACUAUUACUCUCCAGCAGUGAGCCAUACAGUCUGACAUACAUAGAAACAGCAGACCUGGAUGGUGAAACCAACUUAAAAGUGAAGCAGGCCAUCACCAGUACCAGUGACCUGGAAGAUAAUCUGGAGCUGCUUUCUGUCUUUGAUGGAGAAGUGAAGUGUGAUCCUCCCAAUAACAAGUUAGAUAAAUUCACAGGAAUCCUGACCUAUAAGAGGAAAAGCUACCCCCUGGACCAUGACAAGCUGCUGCUCCGUGGCUGCAUCAUCAGGAAUACAGAUUGGUGUUUUGGCCUGGUCAUUUAUACUGGUACGUUUGUUGAAAUAAUAAGACUAGGCAACAGUUUUUAUAUCAAUUGGGAUCGGAAUAUGUUUUAUCAACCAAAGAACACCCCAGCACAGGCGCGUACUACCACACUAAAUGAGGAGCUUGGCCAGGUCAAAUAUUUGUUCUCUGAUAAAACAGGGACAUUGACUCAGAACAUCAUGAUUUUCAACAAGUGUUCUAUCAAUGGAAAGGUCUAUGGUAAUUCCUGUAACAAGGAGGAACUAAGGGAGUCACUACCUGAGAAAGGAAAAGAUAACUUCAAAAAGCUGGCCGGUCCUGCCUUUCCAUUUAAUGACAAGACUUUGGUGGAAGCAGUAAAAAAAGGAGAUUACCGGGUGCACUUGUUUUUCCUCUCCCUCUCAUUAUGUCAUACUGUGAUGUCACAAGAGAAAGUAGAAGGUGAGCUGGUGUACCAGGCUCAGUCCCCAGAUGAAGGUGCCCUGGUCACUGCUGCCAGAAACCUUGGCUUUGUGUUCCGUUCCCGCACGUCUGAGACUAUCACAGUGGUCGAAAUGGGAAAAACCAGAGUCUAUCAGCUGCUGGCUAUUUUGGACUUCAACAAUGUGCGCAAGAGGAUGUCUGUUAUUGUGCGGACUCCUGAAAAUCGGGUAAUAUUGUUCUGCAAGGGAGCAGACACCAUCAUCUGUGAGCUGCUUCAUCGUUCCUGUGUAGCCCUUAAUAAAGUGACCAUGGAACAUUUGGAUGAUUUUGCCAGCGAAGGUCUUCGCACCCUCAUGGUGGCCUACCGAGAGUUGGAUGAUAAAUUCUUCCAGACCUGGAGAAAGAAGCACAAUGAGGCGUGUCUGUCUGUGAAAGAUAGGGAAAUUAAAUUAUCAACUGUUUAUGAAGAGAUCGAGAAAGACUUGAUGCUGUUAGGGGCCACAGGCAUAGAAGACAAACUGCAAGAUGGAGUGCCUGAGACAAUCAUCACCCUGAACAAAGCCAGAAUUAAAAUAUGGGUUUUAACUGGUGAUAAGCAAGAAACUGCCGUGAACAUUGCCUACUCCUGUAACGUAUUUGAGGAUGAAAUGGAUGAGGUAUUUGUGAUUGAAGGCAAGGACAGUGAUACAAUUCUGCAAGAACUCAGGAGAGCAAGGGGAAGGAUGAAACCUGAAUCUCUACUGGAAUCAGACCCAAUCAACAUUUACCUAAAGAGGAAGUCCAAAAGGUCCUUCACAAUGCCUGAGGAGGUGCCCUCUGGCGACUAUGGCUUAAUCAUCAGUGGCUACAGUCUGGCUUAUGCUCUAGAAGGGAACCUGGAGUUGGAACUGCUACGAACAGCGAGCAUGUGCAAGGGGGUAAUCUGCUGCCGGAUGACACCCUUCCAGAAGGCCCAGGUGGUAGAGCUGGUGAAGAGGUACAAGAAGGUGGUGACACUGGCCAUCGGGGAUGGGGCCAAUGACGUCAGCAUGAUCAAAGCUGCCCACAUUGGGGUCGGCAUCAGCGGCCAGGAGGGGAUGCAGGCCAUGCUCAACAGUGACUUUGCCUUCUCCCAGUUCCGCUACCUUCAACGUCUGCUGUUGGUACAUGGCCGCUGGUCUUAUAAUCGCAUGUGCAAAUUUCUCAGCUUCUUCUUUUAUAAGAAUUUUGUCUUCACCUUGGUGCACUUCUGGUAUGCUUUUUUCAACGGAUUCUCUGCACAGGCAGUCUAUGAUACCUGGUUUAUCACCUGCUACAAUUUGAUUUACACCUCCCUCCCUGUCCUGGGCUUGAGUCUAUUUGAUCAGGAUGUGAAUGAAACUUGGAGCCUACAUUUCCCAGAGCUGUAUAUCCCAGGCCAGCACAACCUCUAUUUCAACAAGAAGGAAUUUGUGAAGUGUUUAUUACACGGGAUCUACAGUUCCUUUGUGCUGUUCUUUGUCCCCAUGGGAACAAUUUACAACUCAGCACGCAGUGAUGGAAAGGACAUCUCCGACAUCCAGACCUUUUGCCUGCUAGUACAAACCUCCUUGAUCUGGGUGGUCACAGUGCAGAUUGCCCUGCAGACAACCUACUGGACGAUGAUAAGCCACUUCGUCAUCUGGGGUAGCCUGGGUUUCUACUUUUGCAUCUUAUUCUUCCUGUACAGUGAUGGCUUGUGUCUAAUGUUCCCCACCAUCUUUCAAUUCCUAGGUGUGGCUAGGAACACUAUGAACCAGUCACAAUUGUGGCUGGGCCUUAUCCUCAGUGUGAUCCUCUGUAUAAUUCCUGCAUUUGGGUACCAGUUUCUCCAACCACUAAUUUGGCCUCUCAGUGUGGACAAGGUUUUGGACACAAUUCAUUAUGGCAAGAUACCGCCACCACAAGUUCAAGUCCGGACCAAAGUGAAACACCCAGGCCUGCGACGUUCUGCCUAUGCAUUCUCCCACAAACAGGGCUUUGGGGCCCUCAUCACUUCUGGAAAGACAACAAAGGCCAAGAAAAACAGCUUUCCUCUUAAAAAGUAGAAGCCCUUAAGGAAACCCAAAAACAGUCAGUUAUUGUUCUUCCUCCCUUGUAUACAUGCAAUUUAGAAAGGAGGGAUUAGAGUCCCUGGGAACAGCAUAAACCUGCUCCUCCACUCUCAGGACUGGGACUCAGCCUCUUCAUUCCCCAGAAAGGCUGUGCCCAGGUAAGGCAAGAAGUAAGGAAAGAGUCCUCAGAUAUCUGCCAGAGUUGUAGCAUUUCAAGAAAAAUCAAUCUCAGGCUUCCCUUCCACCAUCCCUCUCAAGUUUUAAUCCAGAAAAGCAAAUGUGGAAGUAGAGGUGGUAGAGGGACAGUGCAGGGAAGGAGAAAAAGAAGACAGGACCUAAGAAUCUUACUUUGGACCCUAUCUCCCAUACCCAGAGCAUAACCUUCCCAGGGGCCCAUAGGAACAUAUUUCCAUCCUAGCACUCUUCUUAGGUUUAUUUGGGAGAUUUAGAGAGAGUAUUUUGAUGGCCCUGGUAGCAAAAGUGGGAGGCAGCUUUGGAGAGUUGGUCUUGAGAAGCCAAAGGAGUUUCUGGACCCCAAAAAAAGAUGUGGUUCUUGCCGGGAUAAGUUGCUGAAGAUUUUGCUUUCUUCCCCUCUCUUUUGACCUCUUUGACCCAAGAACCGAUGCAUGAUCAGACCUCAGAACCAGGAUGGGAAAAAUGGAGAGGAUUUUUUUAGACUUAUGUCUUAGGGGGAUAUAACCAUAAUUGGUGAGCAUCUGUCUUCAUUCCAUAAAAUUAUUUUGAGAAGAAAUUGUAUAUAUUUGGAAUAUUGUUUCUAAGAAGUUUAUGGUAAAAUAAAUUGCAUAUUUUUGAGUGAA
Molecule: messenger RNA, 4183 nt
Organism: Ictidomys tridecemlineatus (thirteen-lined ground squirrel)
Lineage: Eukaryota; Metazoa; Chordata; Mammalia; Rodentia; Sciuridae
Source: RefSeq, a predicted model, not a curated record